Dracunculus medinensis (Guinea worm) is the source of this 750-nucleotide messenger RNA. Lineage: Eukaryota; Metazoa; Nematoda; Chromadorea; Rhabditida; Dracunculidae. The record is from the annotation of a GenBank genome assembly.
AUGCUUCAUCUUCUGGGCAAUCCUGCUGAUAUUAUUUUUUUCAAUCCUGCACUUGAAGCAGUUUUACCACUUAAUCCAAUCAAGGCAAUAUUGAAAUGUGGAAUUGAGAUGAAUUCAGAAGGUCGAUCGGUUAUCAAAAAUUUAGACCAAGAAUUAUCACCUUAUUUGGUCAAUCGUGUCCGAUAUUGCUUCUUUUUGGCAUGUGCUGCUUUUGCGAAACUGAUCGACAUUUUCUAUGGUGAUUUUAAUUUAUCGAUCGAUUUCAAAGAAUCUGACGAAUUUCUUCGUCUUUGGUCAGAAGCAAAUCAAAAUGCUCAGAACGAUUGGCAGAAUCAGCAGCAGGUGAUGACUCAAAGUUCUUCAUUGAUUACUGCUGAUAGUUCGACAUUAAUUGCUUCUCAGCUAACAUUUUCUAAUGGCAUAGGUGGGAAUUUUCUAAAAAAUGCAUUACACGGAAGCUCUCAUUCAUCGAAAAGUCGUGCAACUUCAGAUCGCUCAAUAGUUGCUCCAGUCCCAUCUUUGCAAACGAACAUCGAUGAUAUACCAUUGGAUGUGGCAAAACCAGAUUCGUGUCAAUUCGUAUGGCAUUAUUUACAUAGCAACAAAGCGCAAGAUCCUUUUAUUGGUGAACAUCAGCCUAAAGUAUCGCGAAUGCUUGAUUUGUUUAUGGAUUGGCUAGUAAAAUCUGCCCUUGUACGUCCAUCACGAUAUUCUUCAAUAUAUGGUAUUUUUUAUCAGUUGAUACUAUAA